Messenger RNA from Haliotis rufescens (red abalone), 1890 nucleotides. RefSeq lists its product as uncharacterized. Lineage: Eukaryota; Metazoa; Mollusca; Gastropoda; Lepetellida; Haliotidae. The transcript has 8 exons. The record is from RefSeq and is a predicted model, not a curated record. Gene Ontology annotation, molecular function: signaling receptor activity. The coding region runs from base 53 to 1477 and encodes 474 amino acids. Gene Ontology annotation, cellular component: membrane.
UGUCACAAACAAUCUGCAUCUCAGAUAACACAAUACAGAGGACACCAUCAAGAUGGCGAGGCUGGUUUUGGCAACAACGACACUGCUUCUGUCGUCCUCUCUCGCCGUGUUCGAGCCUGGCUGCAGCUUCAUGAACAACCAAUGUGUCUACAACGUCAAACUGGGACAUGAGGGUAAAUGUGAUGCCCAUGGAACAGCGACCACUACCGGAGGGGGGACCAACACCUGCUGUAAUGGCGUACAGGGCAAUAUGAACAAUCUACAGGGCGUGGUCGACGAACUCGUCAAGCAGAUGCAUGAGUUUCAGCAGAAACUGGGAAUUAGCCAAUCAUCGUCUGUCCCACUGAACAAAACGACCAAUGAGAGGGACCAGCUACUGCAAGCACUGGAAAACAAAGAGGCUGAACUGAACACCUCGCAAGCGAACCUGGCGCACCUUGUACAGCAAUCCGCCAAUUUAAUCCAGAACUUUAAGGAGGAAAUCGCCAACCUGACCCGAGACCUUAACAACUGUAGAGGCGUCCUUGGUCUCCAAACAAGCAAUGUCAGCCAGUCCACAGGUUGUCCCUCGGACGAUGGCGCUGUUGCAAAUAUUCGUUUAUUGUGUAACCUUACAGGAAGCUACAUGUACAGUGAUCCGACGUCAGGAGAUUACGAUUACAACAAACGGAACAGAACAUUCUACCUCGCCUCCCCUGACUUCCGCCCCGCUCCCGCCUACUGUGUCAGGUUCUGGUACAACAUGUACGGGGCAGACACCAAAUCUCUCCUGGUCUACGCCAAGGUUGGUUCAGGUCUUGGUUAUCCCAUAUGGCGUAGCUAUGGCAACCAAGGACAAACAUGGCAUCUUGGCGAGAUCAACGUAGACCCUGAAUUCACAGGACAUCCUUUCAAGGUGGUGUUUGCAGCAAUGACUGAUGCCUACAUGGUCAGAUGGUCAUUUCACCCAUUCUACCAUUCACGCAACACACGAGAAAACAUAGCGAUCGACGAUGUAUACGUGUACAACACAACGUGCAAACAUAUCCCCACCUGUCAACCGGGAGCAGUAACACGGAGGGGAGCUAACUCUUCCUCGUGCUACACUUUCCACACAACUCCUAAACCCUGGUACAAGAGUGCUGAGGCCUGCCGGCAAGAGGGCGCCACCUCACACCUGGUGGCGAUCACAUCUAAGGAAGAGCAGGACUUCCUUGUGAGCACCAUCAAACUAAGUGCUGUGUUGAAUGCAGCUGGUAGCAAUGGCUGGUACACAACCGGAAAUGACGAAAGAUCCGAGGGCCAUUUUGAUUGGACAGACACCGGCACUCCCUACCAGAGUGCGUACAGCGACUGGCAUCAGGGACAGCCCAACAACGUUGCCAACGACCAGGACUGUCUACUGCUUCAAUACGCUAACGCCAACUACGAAUGGGGAGACGUCGGAUGCGACGAGGCCCACCCCUAUAUCUGUGAAGUAGACCUGCCUGUAGUUUAAGGCAACACAGUUAAUGUACCAGUAUAUCUACAUUGUAAUUACUCAGACACAAUGUAACAGUAUGUCUACAUUCUAAUUACUCGGACAUAUUGCAACAGUAUAUCUACAUUGUAAUUACUCGGACGUAAUGUACCAGUAUAUCUACAUUGUAAUUACUCAGACACAAUGUAACAGUAUAUCUACAUUGUAAUUACUCUGACAUAAUGUAACAGUAUAUCUACAUUGUCAUUACUCGGACAUAAUGUAACAUUAAAUCUACAGUGUAAUUACUCGGACAUAUUGCAACAGUAUAUCUACAUUGUAAUUACUCGGACGUAAUGUACCAGUAUAUCUACAUUGUAAUUACUCAGACACAAUGUAACAGUAUAUCUACAUUGUAAUUACUCGGACAUAAUGUAACAGUAUGUCUACAU